This is a messenger RNA of Musca vetustissima, 1965 nucleotides long. RefSeq names its product ATP-binding cassette sub-family G member 1. Gene Ontology annotation, cellular component: plasma membrane. Gene Ontology annotation, molecular function: ATP hydrolysis activity; ABC-type transporter activity; ATP binding. The record is from RefSeq and is a predicted model, not a curated record. Bases 14 to 1951 code for a protein of 645 amino acids. NCBI's taxonomy places the organism in Eukaryota, Metazoa, Arthropoda, Insecta, Diptera, Muscidae. The transcript has 7 exons.
CUCGGCCACCACCAUGGAAUUGACAUCGUUGAAUCAAACAAAAGAUGUUGAAUUUCAAGACGUCUGCUAUACCGUCAAACAAAGGAAAAACUUUGUAAAAGUGAUUGGAGAGCGUCAAAUUCUCAAAGGUGUUAGCGGAAGCUUUCGCAAUGGCCAAUUAUCGGCCAUUAUGGGUCCGUCUGGUGCCGGAAAAAGUAGUUUACUAAAUGCCAUAUCGGGAUAUGUCACAUCCGGCGUUGAAGGCCUAAUAAGUAUAGAUCGCAAACACUCCUGUUAUAUUACCCAAGAAGAUCAUCAUCAAACAUUGCUCAGUGUUGAGGAACUCAUGAAUCUUGCCUGUGAUCUCAAAUUGAAACGGAAUCAUCAACAAAAGAAAUCGGAAUUGAUAAGUGAUAUUUUGGAAAGUUUAAAUUUAAAUCAUCGUCGUAAUGUCAAUGCCAAUGAUUUGAGUGGUGGGGAGAGAAAACGUUUGUCGGUUGCUUUGGAAUUGGUGGCAAAUCCGAAAAUAUUUUUCCUCGAUGAACCAACAAGCGGUUUAGAUGAGGUGACUGCGGCUCAAUGUAUACGUCUGCUAAGAUCUCUGGCCCAAAGGGGUCAUACCGUUGUGUGUACCAUACAUCAGCCAUCGGCUACGAUUUUUAAUUAUUUUGAUAAUGUAUACGUUUUGGCUAAGGGUAAAUGUGUCUAUCAGGGUUCACCGAAGGCCUUGGUGUCCUAUCUCAGUCAUGCCGAAAAGGAGUGCCCCCGACAUUAUAGUCCAGCGGAUUAUAUUAUUGAACUGUGUGACUUUGAGGAUCCCCAAAUGAUAUCGACCCUCAGUGCCCUGGUCGAUAAUGGCAAAUUGAGAUAUACGGCAGAGUGUGAUCAAGAAUAUUCCUCGUUCUCAAUGAAAUAUGAUCAGCAUACGAGUCAUAGUUUUAUGCCAUUCCGCCAGGCUCUAUUUUCAUUAUUUCCCGAAUCACCACCAUCGAAAUCAUUCUCCUCCAUUUUCAACAGCAAAACAAAGUCGGAUGGUAGCACUCUGUUGAAUAAUGGUAAAAUUGUAUUGCUGGAUCAAGCUAAAACCCUAUUGCGACAAUUAUCGACAGAUCGUCAGGAGACGGAUGGUCAUAUAUCAGGAUUUCAACAAUUUUCCGUUCUAUUACAUAUUUUGUUUUUGAGAAUUUUGCGAGCUCGCAUUCCGAUAAUUAUACAAAUUCUACAUCAUUUAAUGGUGGGAUUGCUGUUUGUUUCAGGUGUCCUUUAUUUCAAGAGAGGCAAUCAAGGUUCGGAAUUUUUUGGCCAUUUGAAGUACUGCAUCAGUGUAAUUGUAAUGAUCACCUAUACUCAGACAAUUAUACCGGUUAUUAGCUAUCCCUUGGAAGUGAAAAUUGUUAAGAAACAAACAUUCAACCACUGGUAUUCCCUAUCGACAUAUUUUAUGGCCCUAUGCAUGAGUCGAAUGCCCCUCCAACUGUUCUACAAUAUUAUUUUCCUUACCCUUAGCUAUUGGAUGACUGGAUUUCCAUUUCAAUGGUGGCGUUUUGCCAUUUUUGUGGCAGUUGGCAUAAUGGUAUCGCUGGUGGCCGAAGGUUUGGGUCUGACAAUUGGUGCCGCACUAAGUAUAACGAACGGUUCUGUUUUUGGUCCCAUGAGCAUUGCCGGCUUUAUGGGCUUGGCCAUUUAUGGCUUUGAUUUUGCCGGACAAAUUUCCCCCGCCAUGGAUUGGUUUAUGAAAAUUAGUUUUAUGCGUGACGGUGUUGUUGCCCUGGUCAUAACCAUAUUCGGUUAUGGUCGUGACAUUUUAGAUUGCGAUGAAAUCUAUUGUCAUUUUAGUAAUCCCAGGGUAUUGUUGAAAUUUUUAAAUCUAGAAAAUGUUAGUGUACUCCAUCAGAUAUUGUACUUAUUUGUAUUGUUUGUUGUUUUUCGAAUAUCAUUGUUUAUAUCGUUGUGGAGACGUUGCAAGACAUAGAAGUAGUUUGGUUU